Molecule: messenger RNA, 1792 nt
Organism: Ceratotherium simum simum (southern white rhinoceros)
Lineage: Eukaryota; Metazoa; Chordata; Mammalia; Perissodactyla; Rhinocerotidae
Gene: HOXA6
Product: homeobox A6
Biological process (GO): anterior/posterior pattern specification; regulation of transcription by RNA polymerase II
Cellular component (GO): nucleus
Molecular function (GO): RNA polymerase II cis-regulatory region sequence-specific DNA binding; DNA-binding transcription factor activity, RNA polymerase II-specific
Source: RefSeq, a predicted model, not a curated record
UGUAACUUUGCUGCCUCGGUCGCCGUGGUCCCCGGGGAGCGGGCUCCGGCGCUCGCUCCCAUUGGCCGCCGCCGCGUCAGCUGGUGCGAUUUGCUGCUGUCGCUUUUGGCGUUCGGCCAUCCAGAAACAAACCAGUUCGAUGACUACUAAUAGUUAUAGCCAGAUGUACUAAUACACAACAAAUCACAGUCCUGCGGAGGGGCGCGCAAAUGAGUUCCUAUUUUGUGAAUCCCACUUUCCCCGGGAGCCUGCCCAGCGGCCAGGACUCGUUCUUGGGGCAGCUGCCCCUCUACCCGGCCGGCUAUGACGCGCUGAGGCCCUUCCCGGCCUCGUACGGGGCGUCGAGCCUCCCGGACAAGACGUACACCUCACCUUGUUUCUACCAACAGUCCAACUCGGUCCUGGCCUGCAACCGGGCGUCCUACGAGUACGGGGCCUCGUGUUUCUAUUCUGAUAAGGACCUCAGUGGCGCCUCGCCCUCGGGCAGUGGCAAGCAGAGGGGCCCCGGGGACUACCUGCACUUUUCUCCCGAGCAGCAGUACAAAUCCGACAGCAGCAGCGUGCCAGGCAAAGCCCUCCAUGACGAAGGCACCGACCGGAAGUACACGAGCCCUGUUUACCCCUGGAUGCAGCGGAUGAACUCCUGCGCGGGUGCUGUGUACGGGAGUCACGGGCGCCGAGGCCGCCAGACCUACACGCGCUACCAGACGCUGGAGCUGGAGAAGGAGUUCCACUUCAACCGCUACCUGACGCGGCGCCGCCGCAUCGAGAUCGCCAACGCGCUCUGCCUCACCGAGCGCCAGAUCAAGAUCUGGUUCCAGAACCGCCGCAUGAAGUGGAAAAAGGAAAAUAAACUCAUCAAUUCCACACAGCCCAGCGGGGAGGACGCUGAGGCAAAGGCGGGCGAGUAGACGCCUGGGCAGGGACUAGGCCAGCGCCGCAACCUCCCUCGGCUUUGCCCCUUCGCCUGCUCCCCAACUUUUCUCCCUGCCUGCUCCCAUCGGGGAGCUUCCGCAGUUUCAGGGGAGCCCGGAGUUUUGCAAACGCCUGAGCAUUUAUUUCUUACAAAAUAAUAAUAAUAAUAAUAAUAAAAAUCACACACAGCCAAUCCCAGCGGUGGAGCGGGGCGCACUGCACAUAACAGUCCCGCUCUCCAAGGCUGCCCAAGGCGGCUCCGGAUCCCAGGGCGCGCCCCGAAUUCGUCCCCCGCUCUUGUGCUACCGCCUCUGCGCGCCUCUGAGCUCGGGGACGCGGGGUUGCUGGAGAGGAAAGAACCCAGGGCCGAGCCCAUUUUGAUGUCUGAGCGUUUCUGCUUCGGUCCCUCGCCACCGAGUCCUGGAAGAUACCACCACAUCGACUCUGGCCACUGGAAAGAGGGAGCCUAAAGGCUGGGGCCCCAGCACUGCCGUGGCCUCCCAGGCCGCCCCCAGACAGGAAGGAGCGCGAGGAACAAAGGGGGUCCUGAGAAAGCCUAGUUUCUCGGCCCCGCGCCCAACCGUCCGUGGAAGCGAAGUCGAGCCAACCUGGGGCGGGUGGAACUUGACAGCCCCGGGAGCGACUGGGCUCCCGAAGGCUCAGGGCUUUGAAUUCUGGCUCCCUGCCUCCGACAGUGCCGGUGCUGCCACCACGGCAGCUUUCAGGACCAAAGGAGGGGGCCCAGGGCUGUGGGAGCGGCAAGAGCCCUGGCUUCUAAAUGUGCCAGGGGCGCCGGCGACGCCCGGCCUCCUGCGGGGAGAACCCCCCAUGCCUUUCGGCUGUAUUUGUAAUUUACUUUCGUCUUUCAGAACCCAGG